AUGAGUCCAUUUUCCUUAGUGUGUGCGUUGGGAUUAAUAUUCAUUGUGGGGAGUCACGUUGCAUAUGCACAAGACUCGCCAUCAGACUAUGUGAACGCCCACAACGCAGCAAGAUCGCAGGUUGGUGUUGCAAACAUUGUUUGGGAUAACACUGUUGCUGCUUUUGCCCAAAACUAUGCUAAUCAACGCAAGGAUUGUCAACUGAUCCACUCCGGUGGUGGUGGCCGAUACGGAGAGAAUAUUGCGAUGAGCACCGGUGGCAUGAGCGGCACGGAUGCAGUGAAGUUGUGGGUUGAUGAGAAAUCUUACUAUGAUUAUAAUAGUAAUACAUGUGCUUCUGGUAAAGUGUGUGGCCAUUAUACUCAAGUGGUUUGGAGAAACUCAGUUCGUCUAGGAUGUGCCAAAGUGAGAUGUAACAAUGGAGGAACAUUCAUCACUUGUAACUAUGAUCCACCUGGUAACUAUGUUGGCCAGAAGCCAUACUAA
This is a messenger RNA of Lathyrus sativus (Indian pea), 486 nucleotides long. The record is from the annotation of a GenBank genome assembly. NCBI's taxonomy places the organism in Eukaryota, Viridiplantae, Streptophyta, Magnoliopsida, Fabales, Fabaceae.